AUGUCCUCCGACAACUCUUCCAACUCGAACGCUGGCUCCAACACCAACACCACUCCCAGCUCCAACUCCAACUCCACUUCUUCUACCAGCGGCAACAGUUCUUCGUACGAGUACAAGUCCAGCGGUACCAACAACGAGGGCAAUCACUACUGCGCUCGCGACCACGGCUCUGAUGCCCCCAACGACAACUCCUACCACUACUCCAACACCGACGGCUCGUACUACUACAGCAAUCCCAAUGGCUCGACCUACUACAACUCCGGCGAUGGCUUCUCCAAGUACACUCCUCCUCAGGGCAAGUGA
This is a messenger RNA of Aureobasidium namibiae CBS 147.97, 303 nucleotides long. RefSeq lists its product as uncharacterized. The coding region runs from base 1 to 303 and encodes 100 amino acids. NCBI's taxonomy places the organism in Eukaryota, Fungi, Ascomycota, Dothideomycetes, Dothideales, Saccotheciaceae. The transcript has 2 exons. The record is from RefSeq and is a predicted model, not a curated record.